AUUUAACUUAAUGAAGAAAAACAGGAAAAUAAUCGAAUGACUUUAAUAUCACGAAUAAAUAUUUCUUAUUUUCAUUCAGUUGAAAAAAAUUAUCUUUUCACACUACACUUAAAAUAAGGUGUUGAGGGGAAAAAUUUUCAUACACAAAAUGAAAACUGAAUUAAAAAUAAAAUUUUAUUAUUUUUUAAUUGGUUUACUUGCUUCUGUAAAUAUAAAAAAUUGUUUUGGAAAUGUAGAGGAAUAUGUUCAAACUAAUUCAAUUCAAAAACAAAAUGUCGAUGAAAAAAUUGGUCAAUUAGUUAAUGAAAUUAUUCUUACGGAAAAUAAAAUUAAAGAAUUAAAAGAAUUAUCACUAUUAGAAAGACGUGAUUUUUUGUGCAAAGAGGAAAUUUCACAACCAUUGGAAAUUCAAAAACAAUUAAAAUGUCGAUACGUUAAUAGGGGAGUUCCAUUUUUAAAAAUUGCACCUUUUAAAGAAGAAGAAUUAUAUUUGGAACCUAGAAUUGUAAUGUUUCAUGACGUUAUUUAUGACAAGGAAAUUGAUAUUUUUAUGAAUUUAACAAAACCAAAGCUUUAUAAAGCUGAAGUCAAAAGAUUUUUAGAAAAAAGUGAAGUUGAUGAAAGUCAUAGGGUUACACAAAUUGGAUGGUUAUAUGAUUUUGAGCAUGAAUAUGUAAAAACAUUGAACUAUAGAAUAAAAGACAUGACAAAUUUAAAUAUUGACACUGCAGAACAGCUUCAAGUGUCUUAUUAUGAAAUUGGAGGCCAUUACGCACCACAUUAUGAUUUUGCAUUGGAAGGAGAUACGACUUUUUUUGAUGAUAGAAUUGGAAAUCGAAUCGCUACUGUUUUAUUUUACUUAAAUGACGUUGAAAAAGGAGGCCAUACUGUUUUUACAGAAUUAAAUAUUUCAUUGAAACCAAAGAAAGGAGCUGCGGCAUUUUGGUAUAAUCUUAAACCAAAUGGAAAAGUAGAUAAUUCAACUAUGCACUCGGCUUGUCCCGUAAUUUCUGGUUUUAAAUGGGCGGCAAAUAAAUGGUUGCAUACUGUGGGACAAGAAUUUUCUCGUCCAUGUUCAAGGAAUAAUGAAACAAUUAUAUUAAAUUAAAUUAUGCCACAAAUUAUAAAUAAUUAUUUGUUUGAUAUUUAAGAUAACAAAACUGAAUCUUCUGAUAGUAAUACUGUGUAGAAAAAAAAUGUAUUUUGAGUUUACUA
Molecule: messenger RNA, 1215 nt
Organism: Leptopilina boulardi
Lineage: Eukaryota; Metazoa; Arthropoda; Insecta; Hymenoptera; Figitidae
Product: prolyl 4-hydroxylase subunit alpha-1-like
Exons: 7
Coding region: 149-1108 (319 amino acids)
Biological process (GO): peptidyl-proline hydroxylation to 4-hydroxy-L-proline
Cellular component (GO): endoplasmic reticulum
Molecular function (GO): iron ion binding; procollagen-proline 4-dioxygenase activity; L-ascorbic acid binding
Source: RefSeq, a predicted model, not a curated record